Molecule: messenger RNA, 609 nt
Organism: Dioscorea cayenensis subsp. rotundata (Guinea yam)
Lineage: Eukaryota; Viridiplantae; Streptophyta; Magnoliopsida; Dioscoreales; Dioscoreaceae
Exons: 4
Coding region: 1-609 (202 amino acids)
Source: RefSeq, a predicted model, not a curated record
AUGGAACUUGCAUGGUGUCUUACAAAAAGAUGCAUUUAUGCGUUAACCACCAAGGUACCUUGUGCCUGCUCCACUUCCAAAGCAACUGACAAACUAAUCCAGCAACUGGCAAAGGAUUUUGCUGUCAAAGACCAUGGCACACUCCAUUAUUUUCUAGGUAUUAAAGCUACUACUAGCAAAGAUGACUUAGUGCUCACUCAGAGAAAAUACAUCUAUGAUUUGCUACAAAAGACCAAGAUGACAAAUUGCAAACCAGCUUCAACUCCUAUAUCAAGUACAGAUAAGUUGUCCAAGACUCAAGGAUCACCUUUCUCUGAAAUUGCCAUUCGCUUCACAUAUUGGGGAGUUGUUAAACGGAUACUUCAAUAUAUUAAGGCAACCUUCUCACAUGGCCUCUUUAUUCAAAAGUCAAGCUCUAGGCUUCUCACUGCCUUUUCUGAUGUUGAUUGGGUCGGGUGUCCUGAUGAUCAUCACUCUACUAGUGGUUUUGUAGUCUAUCUUGGUCCAAACUUGAUAUCAUGGAGUUAUAGCAAGCAUCCAACAAUUUCUCGCUCAAAUAUAGAAGCUGAGUGCAAAGUACUUGCAAAUACUACUGCUAAAUUUGUAUAG